AACAUUAUUAUAUGAUCCAGCUCCACCAAAUCCACCUUUGUCUCCCUCCCUCCCUCUUUCUAACCUGCACGAGGGAAUAAGUAUACGAAUAACAACAGAAUCGCCAUUAAUGGCAGCCAUGACCUCCCUUUUCCUCAAAACCCCAAUCCAUUCAACCCCUUUCCCCAAACCCCACCGAACCCAUCUCAAAUUCUCCAAUGUCUCCCCACAAUUCAUCUCCUACAACCAAAGCCCUACUCGAAACCCAAUCCGAAUCUCCUGCGGGUUAAUCGAACCCGAUGGGGGCAAGCUGGUUGACCUGGUGGUACCGGAGUCAAAGAGAGAUAUUAAGAAGAAGGAAGCUAUGGGUUUGGCCCAGAUAAAGCUUUCUAGGAUUGAUCUGGAAUGGGUCCAUGUGCUCAGCGAGGGCUGGGCUAGUCCGAUAACCGGGUUCAUGAGAGAAUCCGAGUUCCUCCAAACUCUUCAUUUUAACUCGCUCCGGUUAGGAGACGGGUCGGUUGUUAAUAUGUCGUUGCCGAUUGUCUUGGAUAUUGAUGAUGCUCAGAAGGAGCGGAUAUUUGAUUCGGGUUCGACGUCGGUUGCACUUGUGGAUUCGGCUGAUAACCCGGUUGCUAUUUUGAACAACAUUGAGAUCUACAAGCAUAACAAAGAAGAACGAAUUGCAAGAACUUGGGGUACUACAGCCUCCGGUCUUCCUUACGUUGAAGAAGCCAUAACCGGUGCAGGAGAUUGGCUGAUUGGUGGUGAUCUUGAAGUUAUAGAACCGAUCAAGUACCAUGACGGUCUUGACCAUUACAGACUCUCUCCUUCAGAACUUCGUGCGGAGUUUGAAAAGAGGAAUGCCGAUGCAGUGUUUGCUUUCCAGCUCAGGAAUCCCGUACACAACGGUCAUGCUCUUUUGAUGACCGACACAAGGCGUAGGCUUCUUGAAAUGGGUUAUAAGAACCCUGUUCUUUUGCUUCAUCCACUCGGAGGAUUCACCAAGGCAGAUGAUGUUCCGCUUAGUUGGCGUAUGAAGCAGCAUCAGAAGGUACUUGAAGAUGGUGUUCUUGAUCCAGAAAACACAGUGGUCUCAAUAUUUCCAUCUCCAAUGCACUAUGCUGGGCCCACCGAGGUCCAGUGGCAUGCCAAGGCCCGGAUCAAUGCGGGUGCCAACUUUUACAUAGUGGGCCGUGAUCCAGCUGGCAUGGGUCAUCCGGUCGAGAAAAGAGAUCUGUAUAAUGCUGACCAUGGCAAGAAAGUACUUAGCAUGGCUCCUGGACUUGAACGCUUAAACAUUCUCCCUUUCAAGGUGGCAGCGUAUGACAAGACGCAACAGAAAAUGGAAUUCUUUGAUCCAUCUAGACCUCAGGAUUUCCUCUUCAUCUCGGGGACCAAGAUGAGAACACUUGCAAAGAACAGAGAAAACCCUCCAGAUGGAUUCAUGUGCCCCGGUGGUUGGGAAGUGCUUGUUGAAUACUACGAUAGUUUGGCUGCAAGCGACUCUGGCAAGGUCCCUGAACCCGUCGCCGCUUGAGUCAUUGACUUCAGUCCCAAACCACGGUCCAUGAUGUUCAACAUGUUGGCUUUUUUCAAUAUCAAUGUUCGAAAUUAUUGUAUAUUAUGCAGUCAGUGUGGAUUGUUUAGAUAAUUGCUACUUAUCCCAAAUAAGUGAGGUAAUGCUACUGCCUCCAUGUAUAAAACUCAUGUGCUGGUUCCUGGGCACAUUGUAACAUAUUGUAUUUGUGCUUUAGACACGGUUAUAUCCUUGAUGGGUGUGAAAAAAAAAACUUUCUUCUCCUUUUUGUUA
Helianthus annuus (common sunflower) is the source of this 1789-nucleotide messenger RNA. Its product is annotated as ATP-sulfurylase 3, chloroplastic. Bases 110 to 1516 code for a protein of 468 amino acids. Gene Ontology annotation, biological process: sulfate assimilation. Lineage: Eukaryota; Viridiplantae; Streptophyta; Magnoliopsida; Asterales; Asteraceae. The record is from RefSeq and is a predicted model, not a curated record. Gene Ontology annotation, molecular function: sulfate adenylyltransferase (ATP) activity; adenylylsulfate kinase activity. The transcript has 5 exons.